UUAAGGCGGGCAGUGUGAGUGUGGGUGGGUGAGUGUGGGAGCGGACACAGAAAGCCGGGAAAGACAGGAGGCCAGGAGUUUGUAGGAACUUCAGGGAGGUUAGCCCGUGUGUGUGUGUGUAAUGCUGCUGGUGCAACACAUUUAAUCACAUUCACUUGCCCGUCUCACACAACCCAGACAAGCGUUGCAGCUCUGCCCAGCCAGGUUCUGACCACCAAACAAUUAUUCCAUCGCCUCUUGCCAUGGAUUUAUGCCGGCCUAUUCAAGCGAAAGUCCCGCUGUCUGGUGCUGCAUCUUUCUUGCUGCCGCUGCUGUUCCUGCUUCUGUCAUCCACGAUCCAAAGCGCGACGGGCCAGACGGCGGUCCCAGGCUCCGACGCGUGCGCCUCUGAGCCGUGCCUGCACGGCGGCACGUGCAUGCCCGGCGAUGACGGCGGCUUCUCGUGCCGGUGCGCGCCGGGCUACGCCGGAGACAUCUGCGAGGCGAGCGAGGGCGGGUGCGCCAGCAGCCCCUGCCUCAACGACGCGGUGUGCGUCGACGAGCCGAGCGGCUACAAGUGCUACUGCGUGCCGGGCUUCCAGGGCAGGCACUGCGAGAUCGACAUCAACGAGUGCGCGUCGGAGCCGUGCCUCCACGGGGGCACGUGCACCAACGGACGCGACCGCUACUCGUGCGCCUGCCCCAACGGAUUCACAGGCGAGAUGUGCCAGCACGACACGAACGAGUGUGCGUCCCAACCGUGCCACAACGGGGCCACGUGCGUCGAUCUGGACGGCAAGUUCGAGUGCGUGUGUCCGCGCGGCUACACGGGAGCCGUGUGCGAGACGGAGGUGGAUGAAUGUGAGAGCGGGCCAUGCCAGAACGGUGGCAUCUGCCUCGACCUCGUUGACAGUUACACGUGCUACUGUUUGGGAACCGGAUACGAGGGGAAGGACUGUGAGCUGGAGAUUUUGGAAUGUGCCUCCAACCCGUGCCGCCACAACUCCACAUGCAUCGAGGGCAUUCUCAAUUUCACCUGCAUCUGCUGGCCAGGCUUUGCGGGCGACACGUGCGAGGAGGACGUGAACGAGUGUGGAGAUGAGCCCUGCAUGAACGGAGGGCAGUGCAUCGAACUGUCCAAGCCAGACUUCUACGGGAAACUCUCCGAGCUUCCUGGGACUUUCCACUACUCCAAUGCCUCCGGGUUCACCUGCCGCUGUCUGCCAGGCACCACAGGAGAGAACUGUUCGGUGAACUUGGACGAAUGUGAGUCUCAGCCGUGCCUGAAUGGGGGCUCCUGCAUCGACAACAUCGGCUCCUUCUCCUGCGAGUGCGCCCCGGGGUUCACAGGGAGCCUUUGCCGGGAGGACGUCGACGAAUGCCUCUCGAGCCCCUGCCUCAACGGCGGGACCUGCGUGGACCAGACCAACGGAUUCCGCUGCCUCUGCCCCGACGCCGACCACUUCGACUCCUACUCCGGCUCGGACCCGGACGCCGGGCGGUGGACGACCACGCCGGCUCCGGGCCUCGCGUUCGCCGGCACGCUCUGCGAGACGCCCCUCACCGGGUGCCUGGGCGGCGGUGGCGGGCAGGCGUGCCGGAACGGGGCGACGUGCGUGCCGACGCUUAACGGAGGCGCGCACGGCCACCUGUGCCUCUGCGGGCAAGGUUUCACGGGCGACGACUGCGCCAUCUCCACGACGAUCGGCUUCAACGGCAGCGGCUUCGUCACGCUCUCCAUCCAGCCGGCAGACGACAUCGAGGCGCUGAAUUUCACGAGCGUCGUCGCCGUCGCGGUCACCCUGUCCCUGCGCUUCCGCACCACCCUGCCGGACAUGAUGAUCGCCCACCUGGGCAACUCGGGCAGCCUCCUGCUGGUGGAGCUGCGCGGAGGCUCCGUGCACGCCUCCCUGCUCAACUGGGGCAUCGUGACGGCGUCGCUCCACAUCGAGGAGGCGGUCGCAGACGGCACGUGGUGGCAGCUGUCGGUGUCCGCCGAUGACCACUUCUCCAUGAGCGUGGUGGGCCAGGGUUGCCCCCCGGGGAGAUGCGAACAGCAGCGACCGAUCGAGCCGGGCACCGCCGACGCGGCCAGCCUGCUGUCCGACGUGCACAUCGGCGGCCUGGCGCGGGGCGAGGCGACGCCGGCGGGGAGCGUGCCGCCCAACUUCACCGGCUGCAUGCAGGACGUGCACUUGAACUCGCGCCGGCUGGUGCCCGGCCUGAUGCCCGCCGGCUCGGCGGUGGCCACCACGGAGGACUGCCCCGAGGCGCGCCAGUGCUCGCCGGACCCGUGCGGGGGCCGCGGGGAGUGCCGCGACCUGUGGACGCACUUUGCCUGCGAUUGCCACCCGCCGUACGCGGGCCCCACCUGCUCAGAAGAGUACGAGAUGGCGACCUUCUCCCACGAGGGCGUGAACAGCUACGCGCAGUUCGAGCUGAACAACCUCGUCGGCGGCGACGCUAAUGCAUCUUCCACCUCCUCGUCGUCCGUCGUCAUCUCCGCGUUCGUGCGCACGCGCCGGCCCGACGGCCUCCUCCUCGCGCUGCGCAACUCCUCGUCCCCGUCGUCCGCGCUCUCCGCGAGCGUGUGGCUCGAGGCCGGGCUCGUGAGCGUUCGCACCGACAGCCGCCGCAAGCUCAGCACCACGGCGACCACCAGCACCAGCACCACCGCCUCGUCCGGCGCCAUGCCGGACCUGGGCGACGGCGAGUGGCGCCUCGUCGAGGUCCGCGUCUCUCCGCUCGGGCGCACCACGAUCGCCAUCUCGGGGGAGACGGUGGCGGUGGGCGACCUGACGCCCGUGUCGCUGUCGGCGGGCGACCGGGUUUUCGUCGGGGGGCUGCCCGCCGACGCCGCUUUCCCCGGCGCUCCCGGACAGUUCAAGGGCUGCCUGCAGGACGUGCGCGUCAACGGGCUCACGCUCGAGUUUUUCCCGCUGGAGGUCGAGGGCCGGGAAGCGAGGUCGGCGUCCCGGGGCAACGCGACGCUGUUCAACGUGUGGCAAGGCUGCGGCAGCGACGACGCGUGCCGGUCCUCCCCGUGCAUGCACGAAGGCACGUGCACCGUGACGUGGAAUGACUUCACGUGCGAGUGUCCACACGACUACGCGGGGAAGUCGUGCGAGCGGCAGCUGUGGUGCGCCCUGUCGCCCUGCCCGGCCUCCAGCCUCUGCCACGAUGUGCACAACGGUUUUGAAUGCAUCAGCAACGCGACGUUCGGCGCGGCGACCGCCAUCGAGCUCAGCUACACGAGCGACGGCGGCGGCAGCAACGGCCCGCUGCACGACCUCACCAACGUCACGCUGCGCGUGCGCACGCGCGCCGCCAACGCCGCGCUGCUCCAGGCCUCCAGCCCGCCCGACUCCAUGCGACUCCACAUCGCCGGCUCCGUGCCGCGCUUCUGGCUGCGCAGCGGCGACCGCGUCGCCGAGACGGUGGGCGCCACCGCCGUGACCGACGGUCACUGGCACAGCAUCGUGCUGUCCAUGAGCGACCCGGGCGCACGCUUCUCGCGCUGGAUCAUGACGGUGGACAAGGCGCCGCCGCCGGCGAACAACGGCGGCGAGGGCGGCAGCAUCGCCAUCAGCCGGAGCGCGGCAGGCAGCCUCAACUUCCUGCGGAGGGACGGCGCGGCGGUGCGCGUCGGGGGGGCCCCGCUCGCGCAGAACGAAGACGGCGGCGCCGGCGGGGGGCGGGCCGGCCGCUUCCGGGGCUGCGUGGGACACGCGGAGAUCGGCGGGCUGCACCUCCCGUUUCUCCCCGACUCGGAGCUGCGGCUGCGACGGCCGCAGCCCGAGCGGUUCGAGCUGGCCGACCGAGACGUGCGCGCCCGCCCGCCGGCGCGGGGCUGCGUCGGCGAGGACGUGUGCGCCGCGGCGCCCUGCGCCCACGGGGCGACGUGCGUGGACGCGUUCGACUCUUUCCGCUGCGAGUGCGCGCCGGGCUGGCGCGGCGACGCGUGCGAGGUGGAGGUGGACGAGUGCGCGUCGCGGCCGUGCGCCAACGGGGCCACGUGCCGGGACCUGCCGGGGGCCUACGCGUGCGAGUGCCUCCCCGCCUACGAGGGGGAGAACUGCGAGCGCGAGCGGGACGAGUGCAGGGAGGGGGGCGCGAGGCUCUGCGUCAACGGCGCGACGUGCGUGGACGGCAUCGGAGCUUUCGUGUGCGCGUGCCCGCUGGGCUUCACGGGCACCUACUGCGAGUGGAGAUUCCCGCCGGUGAUGUGCGGCCCCAACGUCACGUGCGAGAACGGAGCCAACUGCACCAACACGGAGAUGGGAGGGAAGUGCAACUGCCUCCCCGGCUACCGCGGCUACAGCUGCGAGGAGGACAUCGACGAAUGCGCGUCGGGGCCUUGCGAGAACGGUGGCCAUUGCAUCGACCACGCGGGCGCCUUCGAGUGCAUAUGCUACGCGGACUUCGCCGGAGUGCGCUGCGAAGUUGACAAGACGCAGAACAGCACUUCAAUCGUGGCAAUCGUAGUGCCCGUUGUGGUGGGCGGCCUGGCGCUGCUGGUGGCGCUGCCCAUUGCCAUCUACUGCUUCAUUAAAGUGCGGAACAAGCGGAGGGACGAGGGGACCUACAACCCCAACAUGCAGGAGAAGUCCAGCGUGACGCAGACAGGCCCGCCGGGAGGCCUGCAGAGGCCACCUGAAGAGCGUCUCAUAUGACGGCCUUUAUUUCGGCUCGGGACAAUCUUUUUUCCCCAAAGGCGGAGACUGUUGAGCCCCAGGAAAAUCAAUUGCGAUAAAGAGAGAAACAAAUCUGAAAUGUCACGGAUGAAGAUGACCACUGGGACUCAGAAUGUACUGUAAUGCCUCUUUUCCACUGACACAUCCGAGCCGAGCCGGUGCGGGGCCCUUGCGUUACGAAUGGUUUUCCACCGGCUAUUUGGCGAGCCGAACCAGAACAAAACCGUGAUGCGCUGGCACCUCAAGAAGACAUUUGAAUCUGGCUCGAGGGGGCCAACAUAAGCCAGGGCUAGGGUUCAUCUUUAUUGUCGUAACAUCAUGUUCGUCGGGCGUCGCGUUAGUUGGCACGGUUGGACCCUUGCGCAAUGAACGUGUAAUGUCGGCGGUACGGCCCAGGUUCGGCAGGGGGAAAAAAACCUGGCACCUCCUGAUCUGUGCCGGGCUUGGCUCGAAAUGGCUUGCUUGUACAGUGGAAAAGAGGUAUUUUCAGGCGUGGUGAGCACUGAAAUAGAACAUGUGUCGGCUUUGGACAUGAGCACACACCCACUGUUCUACAGCCGAGUCAUUUGAUUCCUUGGUUUAUGCAAUAAUCUUUUGUCAGCUGACCUGCCAAACUUGACUAACAUUACAGUCUGCAUGUUGCUCCAACUUGCCUAUUAUUGAGUAUCCUUGAUUUGCUUCGGGUGAUUUUAUAAAUGGUUAGGAAGAGGCUGCUGCUGGGCACAUUCUGGGAACAAAGUGACUGAAAUUCUGCUGUGGGUGCAAGGAAGCUGCUGAUCUGGUUAUGUGGGUUUGAACUUUUAUUUGUCAUAUUCAUGGUAUAAUUAGCAUUUUACUACCAUACCACCACCACGCAAUUGUAAACAAAAGUCCCCCACUUAUUUUCAUUGCAGUAAUUUCAUUCCAUCUGCAGUCAUGGCCAGUGGCCAUAUUAUACGACUAAAUUUAACCCCUUUUUACGUAAAUUUGAGCAAACAGGUUUUGCUUCCUAAGUGGGUGAUGAAUGUAUGCGUGCAUCACACGGCAUUCUCAUCCGCUGCCUACAACACACGUUGGCUCGUAACACAAUACUCGAUGUAUUGAAUUACACGGCUGCUAUGGCGAGCGGCACCAUGAAGCUAUGCUGGCUUGCGCACGACGUUUCGGAGGCCCGUGCAGAAGGGCUCUCAUUGUCACGGCGGGCAAUGCGAGAUCCGUGUCCUCUUGAGCUGCGACGCGACAGCCGCUAACUCGACGCUUACCAACUUCGCGCGUCUGAUGCCCACCAGAGAGAAAAGGUGGCGGUGGUGGGGUUGGGAGCAAAGUCCAGUGGUGCGUUCCUUGUUGCGAGUCUUUCUGCUGUACCAGUGUGUAUAAUCGUUGCUGCCAGCUAACGCAUGUUGAGAGGGCUGAGGGAGGGUUAUUCCAGCACUCGGGCGUACGGACGUCACUUGCCCGUGAGCUACGGUGCGUGCUGAUGGGUGCCGCGUACCAGGCCGUGUCUGUGCGGGAGCCGCCGUGUCACGGUGUGCAGAUCAUACACCCACGCUUCCAGCAGCGUUAAGUCAACAGCAGUAAAGAGGUUUUUUUGUAUUAUUGAAGCCGAGCAAACUGUGUGUGUGUGCUGUAGUGCGUACGAUUCCCGGUCUGGUCCACUCCCUAAUUAUUUCAAAAAACGGUAAAUGUUGGAAAAAUGUGAAUGUUGCAAAUAUAGUUAGGGUUACAAAGGUGCGGAGUGCUUGUUUUUAAAGUUGCAUGCGUUUGCAUCAGAGCUGGCCUUUUGAAAGUGGAAGGCUGAACAGCGGGCAGUUGCGCGAUUUGAUAUCCACCCCGUGUGCAAAUUGACUGCCUAAUUUUAUUUUACUUUUUUUAAGUUCGGUGCAAUUUUAGCGUAUAGGUUUCGCGAGCGAACACAGCAGGCUUGUGACACAGUGGCGUCGAUAACAGAAGCUACGGAGAACGAGGGGAAACCUUAAUGUCCUUCAGUAAUGACGAAGCAUUUUAGUUCUCAUAAAGUUUUCCGAUGUAGAACGAAAGUUAAUAACCAAUGUCCUUCAAGUCUACUUGGUAUGUUAUUGCUUUGAUCACUUUAAUUGUGAUGUUAUGUCCAUGACAUGUCUGGUGAAGUUCCACAUUUUUACCAGACUUUUUACUAUAUUAAAUAUAUUUUUGUUAUAAAUCUAGCUAUUUGAAUGAUAACAUGCAUAGAAUUGCUUGCUACCUAUAGUCUGUAAUAAUUUUAAUUGUUAUCCGUGUGAGGUUGGAACCACGUCAAGCGUUUGAAAAUUUUAUGGUUGAUCCUUUAUAAAUAAAUGGUAAAACACUGGAAACUGUGCUCCUGUGUAGGUUUCUUUAAGGUUGUGCUGACCAGCUCUCAGAUAUUUUUUUAGGGCCGGACCGCGCGUUUUGUUUGGCAUGAUGUCCGACGUUUUGCUCCACGUGCCAAAAGCUUCUGAAGGAACGAUUCGGUUAUGUUCAGUUCCUGAAGGAGCUCCCAACACAUGGGAGUAAAACGUGAGACAUGCCAAACAAACAUGCGUUCCAACGCGGUAAGA
Messenger RNA from Lethenteron reissneri (Far Eastern brook lamprey), 7207 nucleotides. RefSeq names its product crumbs cell polarity complex component 2 (gene CRB2). Gene Ontology annotation, biological process: Notch signaling pathway. The record is from RefSeq and is a predicted model, not a curated record. NCBI's taxonomy places the organism in Eukaryota, Metazoa, Chordata, Hyperoartia, Petromyzontiformes, Petromyzontidae. Gene Ontology annotation, molecular function: Notch binding; calcium ion binding.